Molecule: messenger RNA, 1645 nt
Organism: Andrographis paniculata
Lineage: Eukaryota; Viridiplantae; Streptophyta; Magnoliopsida; Lamiales; Acanthaceae
Product: lanC-like protein GCR2
Exons: 6
Coding region: 54-1286 (410 amino acids)
Biological process (GO): peptide modification; carbohydrate metabolic process
Cellular component (GO): plasma membrane
Source: RefSeq, a predicted model, not a curated record
UUGAAGUAAGCCCAAAAUCGAAUUUAGCUGUAGAGCUGCGUACGAAGAAGAAAAUGGCUGAUCGCUACUUCCACAACCAAAUGCCAGACUAUGUUCCCGAACCUCCAUCACCGAACUCAAUACCACCGCAUACACCUGUCUCUGAUUCACUCGCCAACCUUCUCCAUCUUCCCUUUCAGACUCUAUCCCAGCGCCUCAAGAAUGCAGCCUUGGACCUCAAGGAUGCGGUUGUGAAGGAGACCUGGACUGCAACAGGAAAACGUGUGAGCGAUUAUACUCUGUACACUGGGGCACUGGGGACUGCUUUUUUGUUAUUCAAAGCUUAUCGAGUUACAGGAGACGAGAAUGAUCUUCAACUCUGCUCUGAUAUCAUCAAAGCCUGUAACUCGGCAUCUCGUAGCUCUGGGCGCGUUACGUUCAUUUGUGGACGGGCUGGCGUAUGUGCACUUGGUGCUGUGGUGGCAUACCACAAAGGCGAUGAACAAUUGUGUCGUCAAUACUUGACACAAUUCAAAGAGAUUAAGCUUUCUGAGGAUCUCCCUGAUGAGCUAUUGUAUGGAAGAGCUGGCUUCUUAUGGGCAUGUUCAUUCUUAAACAAGAAUAUUAGUGAAGACGCAAUAUCCUCCACCAGAAUGAGGGCUGUUGCUGAUGAGAUUAUGAAAUCUGGUCGAAAAUUGGCAAACGAAAGGUGUCCAUUGAUGUUUGAAUGGCAUGGAAAGAAAUAUUGGGGAGCUGCCCAUGGACUGGCAGGGAUUACUAAUGCAUUAAUGGAUGUGGACUUGAAGCCGGAUGAGGUUGAGAUUGUCAAGGGCACACUUAGGUACAUGAUCAAAAAUCGUUUUCCUAGCGGCAAUUAUCUUUCCAGUGAAGGAAGUGACAGAGAUCGGCUUGUGCAUUGGUGCCAUGGGGCUCCUGGAGUUGCUCUCACUCUGGUGAAAGCUGCCAAGGUUUUUGGAAGUGAAGAGUUUUUGCAAGCAGCAAUCGAUGCAGGGGAAGUGAUUUGGAAUCGAGGACUGCUUAAAAGAGUGGGCAUAUGCCAUGGCAUUAGCGGUAACGCCUACGUAUUUCUAUCACUCUACCAGUUGACAGGUAAACCAGAGUUCUUAUACAGGGCCAAAGCAUUUACAUGCUUCCUUUAUGAUCGUGCACAAACUCUCAUAUCCGAGGGCAUUAUGCAUGGAGGCGAUCGACCAUAUUCUCUUUUUGAAGGGCUUGGGGGAAUGGCUUAUCUGUUCCUCGACAUGACCGAACCGUCUCUAGCUAAGUUUCCAGCUUACGAACUUUAAUCCGCACUUGUACAUGAUAACAUGAAUAAGAUAGUAUGUUGUUAAUCAAAUCUGUUCUUGGCCAUAUACAUAUAUAUAUGGAAAAGUAUCGAAUGUGUUUACUUGUGCUUUUGCAUGUUUUCGGUAUUUUAGAAUUGACUUGUUUGGAGUUGAAAACAAUAGUUGGAUGCAACAUGUGAGAAAAAUAUGUUUAAAAUACAAGUGAACAUCGAAAUAGCUUAGCCUGCGUCAACGUACAAGGGGGAUUGAGCGAUAUUAUUAUGGUUCUCAAGAAAAUGUCACAACAUCUUUGUUUUCUUUUUAGAGUUUUUGAAGUUCUCGUUAGUUUCUACAGAGUAGCUCCUCGAUCCAAAAUCUCU